This is a messenger RNA of Mizuhopecten yessoensis (Yesso scallop), 2162 nucleotides long. RefSeq lists its product as uncharacterized. Lineage: Eukaryota; Metazoa; Mollusca; Bivalvia; Pectinida; Pectinidae. Bases 270 to 1712 code for a protein of 480 amino acids. The transcript is spliced from 3 exons. The record is from RefSeq and is a predicted model, not a curated record.
AUCUGUCGAACCUUUUCAAUAGUCGAUGCAGGUAAUAGUUGCAUAGAAUACACGUCAUUCGUGGAUUCCUUGAACGGGUUUCCCUGUUUCGCCGGAUUGUUUCUUUAUUCGAGUAACCAGCAUACUAUAGGUAUUUAACUGCGAAACACGACGCAUAUAAGAGCAGAACGAUUGACGCUAGUCGAUUGGAAUGAUUCCUUUCACCGUGUAAAAUUGUUUCCUACAGAACACCGGCAGAAGAUAAUCCAAUACCUACCAGUAAUUCCGAGAUGCAGUCGCACUGUGAAAUUGUAUACUCAAGAAGUGGAGUAACAAACGAAUCCCAGGAAGUAGCAGUCGACGAGAUACAUGACCAUUCAGCAUUAUGCACCUUUGCAAGCACCAAUUGCAUUGAAAGACGAGUCAUCGAAGACUUCAGUCUGAAGCUCAGAAAAACCGUUGAUGCUAUCGCGAUAGCAACAGCAUUGCUCAAUCAUGGAGAUUGUAACCAAUUUAUCUCUGAGCUGAUCAGGGCUAACAUCAGAGGAGGAUCAAGUCGGGAAGAGAUGUGGAAUAUUCUAUUACCGAACAUUCCUCUUAACUGCUCGUUCUCGUCCUUUUGGUUGGCGCUAUAUAGUUCUGGCUAUGACAUUUUAUCAACGGAAAUAUCAAAACAUUUUUGGCAAUAUCACCUAACCGUUGGCCCUCGUCGAACCGAAUGUAAAAGGCAAGAUUACUUUCUGCGUUUGAAAGUAUGUUUUCAUGACCAAGUGUUCAAACAACCACAUCAGUUGUUUUUAGAAACAUCGGAACGACAUAGGAUCAAAUAUGAAGAUGCCAAUGAUGCUAAAGGGAAAAUGCGUGCCGCUGACCGUUAUGCAGACUGCCUCUGUGUUCUCAUCGACACAAAAGCUCCGGAUUUUUUGGGAAAGUUUCCUACUCACAACCUGUUCGAGAGCCUUAAAGCUAUCAUUCCAGAAACGUCAAACACCUCACUUACAGAAGUUGCCUAUUACUCGCGAUUGGCAAUUGCACAUGGUAUGGCGAACGACAUGGAAACGGGACGUAGAUGUAUGGCUCAAGCACAAGCGGCCGCAUUCCAGAUAGAACAAAACGUCCAGUAUGUGUACAAUAUGUUAUACAUCCAUAUUCAUUUCCUUUGCAUGCAGGUAGAACGCCCAACGUCGAAUGAUAUAGAUAGAAUUCUCGAUGUAACCAGACGUUUCCUGCAGAACCUUCCAGUCCCGGAUGAAGGGGCAGUUUUCUGGAAAAAAAUGCUCUUGCUACGAUCUGCGUUUUUUCUACUUGGAUUCAGUCACAGAGGCGUAGUCAACGAGUUACAUAGAGUUGAGAAGAGCCAUGUUGUUGUCGCUAAGAUUUUCUUGGCCGAAAUAGAUGCCCAUUGGGAUGGAAUCGAAUACGUGCGGAGAUUGUUCUAUUAUGUAUGCAAAGCUCGGAUUCAGGAACUAAAACACAAAGACAUAUAUGAUGAAAAUGGGGAAGGAGACAGGCACCAACAAGAAAUUGUCACUCUUCAUUUCCGGGCUGCCAUUGACCAGUUAGACAAGACCAUUGAAGAGGGUCAACGUGAACAGCAUCCACAGUUGUUCCUCGCUGAGAUGUACUCAUGCAGGCUACGCAGUAAAAUCGGGAAUUUUCGGUACCUCCUACAUAUUUUUACGUUAUAUAUACAACUUUUCAUAAGAUUUAUAUUGGGAUGGAGGAAUUUCUAAGAGCAUCCAUUUUUCUAUUGAUAGCUAUAUUUUAUCCUCGGCAUGACACGCAGACACAAACUGUGCUAGCUCAUUAGGACGAUUGUUAGGCUGCCGUAAGACCAUAAAAAAGGCGAUCACCAGACACCUCAAAUAGCCUGUCUCUAGAGAAAACGGUACAAUGUAUUUACUGUGAAUCUGUUUACUUUCAAAAUAUUGAUAGACUUGGUAAAGCAUAGCUUGAUACUGAAUGUUUUGUGAAUUAAGCGGAAAUGAAAUAAUAUAUUCAUUCAGAAGUGUCAAGGUGCAUAUUCCAGGUAGGAAUUGUAACGCAAGUUUACCGUAUAUCACCUGGGUUCUGUUUCUUCGGAAAUGCUAUAUAAUUCACCUGAUGAUUCACUUCAAAAGUUGAUUUCUCAACACAUUUUUUAUGAAUGUUUCUCUUUCUCCAAAACCAUUUUAUAUGUACAU